UAGCAGCAGACAGAAGUUACCGUCUGCACAUACCAAUGACAGCAGCAACUGUGCAAAACACAGAAUACUACGACUUGCUGGGCGUCCUGCCGACCGCUUCAGCGACAGAAAUCAAAAAGGCAUAUCGGAAGCUUGCUGUGCAAUAUCAUCCCGACAAAAACCCCGAUGAUCCUCAGGCUGCAAGUGACAAGUUCCAAAAGAUAUCACAGGCGUACCAGGUGCUGAGUGACCCGGCACUGCGUGAACAGUACAAUGAGUUUGGUGCUGAACAUGCUGUCCCCGAGCAGGGCUUUGCCGACGCUUAUGAUUUUUUUGCGUCGCUGUUUGGAGGUGAACCGUUCAGACCAUGGAUUGGCGAAUUGGCCUUGCUGAAAGAGAUGCUGCGCAGCGACGACGAAAACACAUCGUCAACGGGUCCGACUCUUCGUGAUGGUGUGCAGCACCAACCGCUGAUGCUGGAAGACGCGGAGCCGACACCAUCGAUGCGCGAGCAAUUCAAUCAACACAAGAAAUAUGUUUCGCGGCAGCAAAAGGAGGAGGCCGCCCGUCGUGAAGAACAAAUCCUCGAGGAGCGUGAUCGUCGGGUAGACACGCUGACAGAGGAGUUGCGUGUAAAACUCGAUGAAUGGGUUCAGUCGGAACACACGCCUGAAGAUAUGGAACGUUUCCGGAAACGCUACGAAGAGGAAGCGCAAAAUCUUCGGGUGGAGUCCUUUGGCAUUGAAAUACUGCAGGCUAUUGGUUCUGUCUACGUCCAGAAAGCCACUACCUACCUUAAAUCGAAGAAGUUUGGGUUUGGCGGCUUUCUGAACCGUGUGAAGGAAAAAGGUGCUAUUGCAAAGGACACAUGGAACAUUAUAACAAGUGCCGUUGAUGCGAAGCUCGUAAUGGACGAAGUCGCAAAGCAAGAGCUACAGAACCCUGAGGGUUUGUCACCAGAAGCAAAGGCCGAGUUGGAUCGUCGUGUAACAAGCAAAGUUUUGGCAGCCAGUUGGCAAGGAACGCGCUACGAGAUUAUGAGCGUUUUGCGCGAAGUUUGUGGACGUUUGCUCAGCAAGAAACAGCCUGCCGACGUGCGUAUGGAGCGGGCUAAGGCCCUGUUAACCAUUGGCACCGUCUUUGCCAGUGUGCAUCCCGAUCCCGACGAUGAAAGUCGCAUCUUCGAAAACCUCGUGCUUGAAGGCAAACGGCGUAAAGCUGCCGCAAAGUCGGAAAAGGCAGAGAAAUCUGCAAAGUCCUCGACUGGCAGCCGGCGUCGCAACUUUUUCCGCUGGCGUCCUGGAGGCGACUCGAAGCGCCAUGCCGAUGCGAAAUUGGCAAAUCAAACUGCAGCCGAAACCUAAGAAUGCUUUUACAGUUUCCCCAUAUUGUCGCUUAGUCGGCUUUUAGCACAUGACAUCAUUUCAUUCGUUUUUUUAUACAUACCAACGCAUUUUUUAACGAUUCGCGUUUUUUUCCUACGGGAUACGGUGCACGAAUGUUUCGCAUGACCUUCCUCGUUUUCUUUUAAUGUUUUGUUUUUUUUUUCUUCUUCCUUCCGUCUUCAGCCUAUUCCCUUCGAGACAUUCUACGUUUUCGCUCGGCCAAAACGCGAUCCGUAUGCGAAGCGCCCGUAACACAUUCCAGGGCUUCUAGGACUUCUUGGCGAAAAUGCGUAAUACGCAUCUGAAGCUUAACAUGCAUUGGCUCUCCAUUCGUUCCGCUGUGGAAUACGGCGAAUAACAGUCGCAGCUCCUCCACUUGAUGGCUCGGCAACUUUCGCAUUACGGUCAGCAUAGCUUCUCGCGGCAAAACCCACAUUGCGUCUGGAUUUUCGCGAAAGCGACAGACAACAUCAAAGUGUCGGCGCAACUCGGGGACACCGGCAGCAAGGUUUGCCCGAAAGGCAUCCCGAUCAGCUUGUGUAAUGGUGAGUGUAAUACGUUUACGAGGCGGCCGUUUCCCCCGUCUUGGAGGAGCAAAUGUGCAUGGCCCUAAUAGCUCAGUGUGAAGCAAAAUGAGUUGUUCUGGUGUUCCCAAACCGCUCACAAUGCGUCGCAACGUCCGACGCAAAUUGGCGUCUUCGGAUGCGCGUUUCGCCAACCGUGCAAUUGCAUCUUCAGUAACUAGUGAUGCAGCAGAAGCUUCGUCGGGUGUUGGCGCCUCUGACGAAUGUCGAUCCUCAUCCAAAGAGGGCUGCGGGGUACCUUGGGCAGGUGUUGGUGCCGGCGGCUGUGGCUGUGGAGACGCUUGUGGCAUUUUUGGCGGCAGCUGCUGGGGUUGCGAUUGCGUCCCAGUGUUGCCCAUCAUCAUCAUUUUGUUCAUCCGGUCAUCUCCGUCUACUGGCUCUUGUUUCACCCAGACACCACCUGGUGUGGGGGUAACUGCAUUCGAGGGCGGGUCAUGUGGGCGAAGUGGGGUAUCUCGCGGGGGUUGUAGUGGGGCUCUCCAGUCGCCGUAAGAAACGAAGAAAAGCUCAGUCUCUGGGAACAGCAACGGACCCAUGCAUAGCGUUGCCGUUCCCAGUGGUUUCAUCCGCGCUCGUAGCUUUCCCUGUGAGAGUUGGUAAUUUAUAGCGGGAUCGAAUCUCUCAAGAAAUGCGCCUCGAACACACGACAGUCGAGCUUCUCUCAAAGCAAUAAGAAAUGCACUACUUUGUGUUAGUCAAUCUGUAGGUUCAGCAUUUAGGAAUGAUUCUGUGCCGGCACUAAACAGUAGUUGGGACUUUUGUGCUUUGAAAAAAACAAAACUUCUCACUUCCUCGUUCAAACUUCUUUUCAAUUUUCUCCGUCUGUUUAUGCCCAUAUACCACUUACGUUUUAUUAAAUUCAGCCGUACCAGCACCGAAUGCUUCAUUUUGAGUUGGCGUUCUCCUACGAUGAUUUUCCUCUGUGAGUUCUGAUCCAGGACUUUCCAUAGAGAAGAAAUUACCGUACUGACGCGUAGUUGAUGUUGCCGUGACCAGCCCGUUCCUACGCUGUAGACUAACAAAACUAAUUUAGAUCUAGUGGGGGUAGUAAAUACUGAGGGGCAAAUACAUUUUUGGUGGUAGUAGUGGGGAUCAGCAAGAUGACGAAGGCAUUACAUCAAGCAAAAUCAUCACUGUAAUCGCGCCCCACAAUG
Schizosaccharomyces japonicus yFS275 is the source of this 3102-nucleotide messenger RNA. RefSeq names its product DNAJ domain-containing protein Caj1/Djp1 type. NCBI's taxonomy places the organism in Eukaryota, Fungi, Ascomycota, Schizosaccharomycetes, Schizosaccharomycetales, Schizosaccharomycetaceae. The coding region runs from base 36 to 1343 and encodes 435 amino acids. The transcript is spliced from 4 exons. Gene Ontology annotation, cellular component: cytosol. The record is from RefSeq and is a predicted model, not a curated record.